Molecule: messenger RNA, 3422 nt
Organism: Polyodon spathula (Mississippi paddlefish)
Lineage: Eukaryota; Metazoa; Chordata; Actinopteri; Acipenseriformes; Polyodontidae
Product: progestin and adipoQ receptor family member 3-like
Exons: 7
Coding region: 310-1386 (358 amino acids)
Cellular component (GO): membrane
Molecular function (GO): signaling receptor activity
Source: RefSeq, a predicted model, not a curated record
AGUGAAUAAUUCAAAUAUUAUAUGCUUUUGAGAAACAUAAUUGUUUUAAUGGGGUUCGUUUUGUGGUGGAAUGUGUUUAUUUUGUGUUUCCACAGGCAUGCCACCGAACACGCAUUGAGGGUCCAUUCUGAUCCCGUCGCAGAGCUGUUGUGAAUCAGGGAGGCAUUAGAAAUUAGGAAGGUGGAGAUCGUUGGUUGAAUAGUAUUCCGUUUUGUUAUUUAUGUUUUUAAUUCGCCUGUGAUGCUUUCAGUGUAAUAUGUUAUUUGUAUUUGCAAGUGCUGUAGUUGAUCAACAUCUGAUGGUUUCAGCAUGCCUCAGAAGCUGCUAAAGAGUGCCCAUUACAUAGAGCUGGGGAGCUAUCAGUACUGGCCAGUUCUAGUUCCAAGAGGGAUACGCUUGUACACAUACGAGCAGAUUCCUGUGUUCCUGAAAGAAAACCCCUACAUCACAGAUGGGUACAGGGCAUAUUUACCUUCUAGUCUAUGCUUAAAAAGUCUCUUCAUCCUGUCCAAUGAAACGGUGAAUAUCUGGAGUCACCUCAUGGGCUUCUUCCUCUUUUUCACCCUGGGGGUCUAUGAUAUGUCAGCAGUGCUGCCAGCAGCCAGGGCCUUCAGGGAAGACUAUGUCAUCUACUCCAUCGGCCUCUUCUGCUUUCAGGUUUGCAUGCUUUGCUCAGUGGGGUAUCACCUGUUCUGCUGCCAUCGCUCAGAGAAAACAAGCCGCCGCUGGAUGGCAUUGGACUACGCCAGCAUCUCCAUAGGAAUCCUUGGCUGUUACGUUCCAGGGGUUUUCUACGCCUUUUAUUGUAAUGAUUACUGGCAGCAAGUGUACCUGAUCACAGUAUUGGCCAUGAUCCUAGCAGUCUUCUUUGCCCAGAUUCACCCCCAUUAUCUCACCCAGCAGUGGCACAGACUGCACUCUGUCAUCUUCUGCUCUGUUGCUGGCUAUGGUGUCAUACCAACCAUCCACUGGGUUUGGCUAAAUGGAGGUUUUAGUGCCCUUAUUGUCCAGGAGUUUGUCCCUCGUGUUCUUGUGAUGUAUCUGAUUGCUUCUGCGGCUUUUCUCUUCUACAUUUCCAAAGUCCCAGAAAGGCCAGCUGAAUUACCUUGGAUCAAGUCAUCAAGUAUGGCACAUCCUGGUGGUGCUGAUGUUUUACUGGUGGCACCAGUCUGCAGUUUACAUCAUGAAGUACAGACACAGCCAGCCUUGCCCUGUGUACCCAAUGCAUGCCUAACACUGGAAGGAACUCCUUGUGAACUGCAGAGUAUAAUGUCCCCAUGCAUUAAAGUGCCUGCUUUAGGUAUAUUUAGUGCUGCACUGGCUUGUUUUUUAUCCCCAGUUAAACUGGGAUACUUCUAUGUUUCUACAAACUUCUGUACUGUUUAGUCUUUCUGUAUGUUUUCGUUAUUUUGCAUAGAUGUACUUAGUGGUUCAUAUUUAUUAAUUAAUAACAGAGGUGGUCAUCUGCCUUUAUAAAAGCUGCUGUGCAAUAUUUUUUACCAGUUGUCAUUUGUUUGUUAUCAGCAUUAAAUCAAAAAGAUUUUAAUUACAUUUUUGUAUCAGUUUUUUCACUCUAGUAUUCCAGGAAUACCUUAAUUUCUGUUUUUAUGUUUACAUUUUUGAAAAGACCAUAUUAGCAUACGGGUUGCUCAGAGAGUCUCUGUGCAGCAAGCUUAAGGGGAUUGUAACUUUCAUAAAUUGAAUAUGGGAAUGCAAUUUUAGGUUACAUUAUUCAGCCUGUAUAACUGCCGUGAAGAUCAACAGUCUAGGUAUAUUUUAAAGAUAUCAUUUAAAAGACUUACUUUGUGUGUUAAACAAAGUGAAUGAUUUUUAUUACACUUGUUACACUAUAUUAAAGUCUGGUAGGCACGUUGACUGUUGUUGCUUUCCAGGACAGUCAAACUGUGUGUUAGAAGCAUAAGGUACAGACACAUAGCAAGUUUUGCUUAUUCACAUUUUGCUCCCAUAUACAGUAUGUAGAAGAAUGAAAGCUGGCACUUUCCCAAUACGGCCCAAUAAACUCGAGACAUUCACAGUGAAACCAAAUAUACUGUAUUAUAAUCAGUUGGUGAUGUGGUGUUAUUGUUACAGCAUUUUGAAUAUGAAUGGCCAUUAUUAUUAGCUCUUUACAUCAUUUUACUUAAUCUGUAUAAUGAAGCAUGUGAGUUUUGUCAUCUACUUAAAUUUGUAUGGAGUUACUUAUUGUAAUCGGGUCCAAAACACUUUUCAUUUGAGAAGAGAUGACUCCCAGUUUGUAAGCUUAGGAGUAUAUCAUUUUACACUGUAAAAGCUAGGAUUGCAGUGCACUGCUUUUCAAUAAAACAAACCCCUUGGCAGCCCCUCUACUGUGGGUAGGUAUGAUUGCUGUUUAAACAAUGCCACUGUGUGCUUUUGGUUGCACUUGAUCUUGUUGCAUGUUAUUCUAGAAUGCUACUUUAUAUUUAUUUGUUUUAUUUCACAGGGUCAUGUGCAAUGUAAAUAUACAAAACUGCAAGAAAUGCUUUUCGUUUAAGUUAAGUUUUCUACUGCACAUGAAAACAAAACUACUGUUGACUUUGCUAAUAUACUACAAUUGGCAUUAAGCUUUUCCUUUUAUACUUAAAAGUUAAAAAAAACAAAAACAAAAAAAAACAACAUUUCAGUCAUCUGUUAAAGGCUUUGAAUGUGGAUGGGAAGAAUAUGUAACUAAAACAAUGCCAUCUACUGGAAAUAAGUACCUGCAGUGUUUUCCUAGAAUCUAAUUAGUGGUAGAAUCAGAUUUUUAAAAACCAGAUCAAUACAUUUUGAAAUACUGUAUGUGAGCACUGAAUUAUUCACAAUGCAUCACAGUUACACUCAAGUUUCCUACAAACUAUUUGAUAGAGACUAGAAAGUAAUUUCAGACAGUUUACAAUUCAGCUGAGUAACAAUGGCUUGACAGGUUUAACUACCUCUGUUGGGUGGUGUGUUCUUUCAUCGCUACCACUUACAGUUCUAAAGUAUCCGGAUGCUUUAAAGUAUGUAUAUAAAUGGUACUUAAUUAAAAUGUUGCAUGUUAAUAAAGGUUUUGAACAGUAAAAAAAAAAAAAAAUACAUAAUCUAACAUUGGACCACUAGCAUUAGAGACUGUUGGUGUGGAAUAAUAUUUAUUAAAAGUAUUCAGCAGAAAAAAAAAUAUAUAGGUUGAUUUGAAGCAUUUUAGCUAUUUUCUAUAAACAAGAUUUUAAUGUGUAUGUUUGUUAUACUUAUUAAAAACAAAACAAAAAAAUGGCUCAGCUUUUUUGACAAACUUUUUUUUUUUUUUAUUUGCUUUUCCUUGUUUACAAUUGUAUAAUUAGUCACUAAUUUAAAUGUAUGUGGAACACUACUGGAACAACUGUGUGACACUUUUGUAAAGCAUGUCUUAGAAUGAAAUAAAGAUGUAUUUAUUAUGAAUCAUCAAA